Messenger RNA from Lactuca saligna, 531 nucleotides. The record is from the annotation of a GenBank genome assembly. NCBI's taxonomy places the organism in Eukaryota, Viridiplantae, Streptophyta, Magnoliopsida, Asterales, Asteraceae.
CUCUCUCUCUCUCUCUCUCUCUCUCUCUCUCUCUCUCAAACACAGUGUUCAUCAAUGGCGACGAGUCUAUGCAUCAUCUUCUGCAUUCUCUUCAUAUCUUCAUCAUCUGCUCUUGAUGAGAAAAACGUCACUAAAAACCCAGCCGACGAGCUAGUAGCCAUAGUGAACAUAAAUAGAACAUCCCACAAAUCAUCCUCCCUCACCAACAACCUCGGCCUCGCAUGCAUAGCUCUCCAAUACAUCAAAGCCUACCAAGGAAAAUGCGAUGAAGUCGGUGGGCCCAACGCCAAAAAACCCGCCGAAUCUGAAUUCCCCGAUACCUUCGCCCCCAACUGCGGAGUCGAAGUGGCCACACUCGCCCCCAUCACAGGCCGUGUGCUCGGGUGCCAAUCAAAAUACAUCAAACCCGAUAAAGCGUUCACACAAAUACUAACGAUGAAGAGCACAAGUUUGAAUAUAAUCUACAACACCACCCACACCGAGAUCGGGGCGGCAGUCAACGGCUCAGAUGGCGGUGGUCCGUAUUUCUAG